Messenger RNA from Dunckerocampus dactyliophorus (ringed pipefish), 5202 nucleotides. It is a transcript of the gene crk, whose product is annotated as v-crk avian sarcoma virus CT10 oncogene homolog. The transcript has 3 exons. The record is from RefSeq and is a predicted model, not a curated record. Lineage: Eukaryota; Metazoa; Chordata; Actinopteri; Syngnathiformes; Syngnathidae. Bases 431 to 1381 code for a protein of 316 amino acids. Gene Ontology annotation, molecular function: protein binding.
GACGUGAGGGUUGACAGGUAUGCCAAUGUCGUUAACGCAAGCUUGCCAUUGAUGCAGCAGAUUGAAUUUUUUUGCGUCACGUCCGGUUACAUGGUCCUCUUUUUUUUGUUUUCCCGUAUCCGCCAUUUCAGUUUUUGAACUUAGUUGACAUCGGCCGUUGUAGUAUAUGUGGAAUUCUGACCCUAAAACGAGUCACAUAUCUAUCAAUAGAGCCACAUUCUCGUCUUUAACGUAACGAGAAUCGUUUUGUUUUUUUCUUUAGAGGUUGCGAGUCAGUGAGUUGAUGCCCAAACGACCAUCUGCGGAUGUCGUCUGUUUCCUAAACGUGCUCUCGGCGCUAAAGUUUUGUAUGAGUUGAAGGCUCGGUGUGUGGAUCAAGGGAGGGAGAGCAGGAAAGGCCCGGUGACGCCUCGACUUGGGAGUGCUUAUCAUGGCCGGCAAUUUUGACGCGGAGGACCGCGGCAGCUGGUACUGGGGUCGGCUGAGUCGGCAGGAGGCAGUGUCUCUAUUGCAGGGGCAGCGGCACGGCGUGUUCCUGGUGCGGGACUCCAUCACUAGCCCCGGCGACUACGUGCUGUCGGUGUCGGAGAACUCCAAGGUCUCGCAUUAUAUAAUCAACAGCAUCAGCAAUAACCGGCAGUCCGGGCCAGCAAGUCUGUCUCAUCCGAGGUUCCGUAUUGGCGACCAGGAGUUUGACGCACUCCCUGCUUUGCUGGAGUUCUACAAAAUCCACUACUUGGAUACCACCACUUUAAUAGAACCCAUCAACAAGUCCAAACACACCUCCUUCAUCAGCGUCGGCCCGGGUGGAGCCCCUCCACCCCGCCUGGAAGACGAAUACGUCCGGGCACUCUUUGAUUUCCCUGGCAACGACGAGGAGGAUCUUCCAUUUCGGAAGGGUGAUGUUCUCCGUGUUCUUGAGAAGCCGGAAGAACAGUGGUGGAACGCUCAGAACUCUGAGGGCAGAGCAGGGAUGAUCCCAGUGCCGUACGUGGAGAAGUACCGACCUGCAUCUCCGAAUGCGGCGGUUGCAUCCGGUGUGCAAGCGGGCCCACCUGGAGGAGUGGGAAUAUUGGGGAACUCUGACGGAUCUGCAGCCCAGCAUGGUGCACCACUACUGGGAGAUCCCAGCCAGUAUGCCCAGCCUACCCCCCUCCCAAACCUCCAGAACGGACCUGUGUAUGCCAGGGCCAUACAGAAGAGGGUGCCCAAUGCCUAUGACAAGACUGCCCUGGCUUUAGAGGUGGGCGAUAUGGUGAAAGUGACCAAAAUAAACGUCAACGGCCAGUGGGAGGGCGAAUGUAAAGGAAAGUGUGGUCACUUUCCCUUCACGCACGUCAAACUACUGGAUCAGCACAACGCCGAGGACGAACUCAGCUGAGAGUGGACUAGCGGGUGCAAACCAGACACUAGUAUUAGUACCCCGCUUUCCCCCCUCGUUCCUCACGGCCACCACCUAACACCUGUUACCUCCACACAAGUACAAUUUCUCACAGUCAGGAUGAAAAACUACAAACCGACGUGUUCCUGACAGCCCACCACCUCCACCUCCUUCAAUGCACAAGAAAAGAUGGUCUAGGCAUUUUGUAACAUUUCUUCCUCGCCAUACUGUCACGCCUGUCACUCCUCACAGAACUCAGCCAUUUCCUCAUCCUGUGUUUGAACUUGUAGAUAAUGAUUCACUCCUCACUGACCUCCGUGUUAUGCCCUGGUGGAAACCAGUACAGUCGUAAAAAAAAACUAAAGAUGUUCCAGUAUACAUGGCUUAAGUUAACAUUGUCACGAUGUCCCCAAACAAUCAGUGAACAGUGAAUGAAUUAACUAAAUGUAGGCCUAUGCUCAAGAUGGGGGUCUAUGAAGGUGUACAGAUUAGCCUUGGCAGAGGUCUGCACUUUAUUGAAUGUCAUUGGGACUGUAUGCAGCGGGUUCCUCCACCAGCCUCGAGGGCGCCAACAUUCAAACAUAGUGCAGCACGAUGUUUCUCCUCUUCCUGCUGUUGAGUACACCAACAUAACACACGCACGUGCACUAGUUAUGCAUGUUGUCAGCUAAUAAUAGCAAUGGCAAACUUUAGCUGCAAACAUCAGCUAGAACUGAAUAGUAUGGCCUAUCAUAACCAAAUUGUCAGUCGCUUCUUUUGAGACUGCUUUUGUGUAUGUGCACGUGCAACAGACAUGUACACACUUUACGACAAUGCAAUUUAACUUGUUGAUGGUGAAACAGAAUUUUUUUCCAACAGUCUGUUGUUUUAAACCACUAAUUGGUAGCUUAUGCUAGCCAGCGGUGGUAUAUUUUUUUGGUUUCCAUAAAUGGAAUUAGGAGCGAGUUGCAUACAGUCCCUUUAAAGUACAGCGGAAACCGUUUAUGUCGACAAUGAAGUCCUGGUCCAACGUGUUCUUACAGCCCCCUUAAGUUGACGUCGGCAUAAAUGGUCAACCGCUUUUGUCAACAUCAUAAAAUUUGAGAGCCACAGGGGUCAUUUCUAUAAAAAAUGGGUGGGUUUAUGUCAACAUGUGUUGUGCUAUUGUUAACGUCAUCAUUAUCCCUCAUGUUUUUUUUUUUUUUUUUUGCAAAAGCAGAUUUGUGGUUCUGUCAAAAUCCAUAAAAACAAGGAAGGAAGAGGGAUGGGAGGGCCAACAGGAAAGGAACUUCCACUUCCAUUCAAAGCUUCGGCAUAGGAAAAGGUACUUUCAGACGUUCUUUCAUCCCCAUUUUUGAAGUUGAGAAAAAAAUAUGUCAACAAACUACCGUCGGUUCAAAAAUCCUUGGUCAUCGCACAUUCUCCUUAUGCCGCUGACCAAAUUCACAAGUCAGCCAAUCCGAAGCAGGUUUGAUUUUUUUAUUUUUAAAUCAACAGAACUUUGUGAACUCGAGGUAGGAGCAGAACCAAAAAAAGUUGAAGGUCUCGUCCCGUCUCUUCGGGUUCCGACUUGUCGGGUGAACAUUAACUCCCUGUCGGCCCACUGAAGUGUGUCAUCUGACAUGCCCAGAUUAUAAAAAUGUCCUGAAAUGGCCUAGGAAUUCUAAAGUCGGUGGCAAGAAUUUUGGAUGCGCAACAGCUUCUAACAGCCAAAUGAAAAUCCAAGCCAGUGUAGCAUGUACAGUAUUAUUUUAUAUUGCAACAUUUUUGUCUGUUAACUAGGGAUGGACUUUUGACAUUUUCCUGAUGCACCUUGAGGAAAAUGUAAUGAUCAAUUGAAUGAUUCUUAUUUUAGGAGGGCUGGUAGAAUCUCUCUCUGAAUUGACUGAAUUCCUGUUCCUCUAUGAACUGGAUUAAUGUUGCCCAGGGAACAUCCUGAGCUGACCAAAAAGUAGUUGUGACUGAAUCGAAUUGGUCGCAAUUGGUUGCAACCAAGCACUGCACCUGAUUUUGAUUAGUCAAUAUCCAUCCAUUCCAUUUUCCAUACCACUUGUCCUCAUAAGCGGCACAGGUGACACAUUUAUUAACAACUAAGGGUAAUUUUACCAUACUCAAUUAACCCAACAUGCAAAUUUGUGGAUGUGGGAGGAAACCAAAGUAACCUGAGAAAACCCACACAGGCAGGGGAGCACAUGCCCACUACACACAGAGACGGAGCUUGUACGACCCCACCGUGCUGCCUUGAUUAAUGAACAAUCCAAUCUAAAAGAUUAUUACUGUGGAACCUGCUUAUGUCGACCAACUAAUCAAUUCCUGGUCACCAUGUGUUUAUUACUAAAAGGAGCCACUUACGUCGAUGUCGCUUGUCAACAAAACAUUUGAUUCGUUUCUAUGAAAAACGGUUCUGUUUUUGUUGACGUGUUGUAGUAUUCUUAACUUUAUUGUUAUCGCGAAGCAGCGUGAAAAGACAACAGCAACACAACUACCGUCUUGUUACGCAGCAUUAAAACAUGCACAGUUACUUCCUGUUCGCUGCAAAGUAAGCUUUACAAUAAAAGAAUGCCGGUACUAUCCAGAAUUCCACCGCAGCAACUAACAAAAUGAACCCAUUUCAUUUUUCUUUAAGGAUUGUUAGCCACUUGAAAAAAAGAUUUGCACAUCUCCGAAAGCUUUAUUGUCACUUGUUCACAACCGCGUAUGUCGACAUAAACGGGUUUCACUUUACUAGUGUAACGGAUUCCAGGCAGUGUGGCUGUGCGAUUGCACUUUGGUAAACCUCACUCUCUGAACCUUAAGAGUCGUGCCGGACAUCGAGUUGACAGUCCGGGCUUUUAGCUGAAAGCCUAGCCCUCUCAACUCUCAUUCAGAAGGACCUUGAUUCGAGCCCACGGAGGUCCGUGUGGCUAGCUGAGCCAGGUGGGUUACACUAAGAUAAGAGGACGAUUCUGUACUGUCAGUCUAAACAAUGAAAUAGAUUUGCCCCACAUAAAUGGACAGGAUUUUUUUUUUGUGGAGCCGAGCAAUCACGCUGAUAACCCAACUUACCCCAAACAGCAGGAGCAAUAUUCAAAUAUCAUAACCACAGAAUGGAGCCCUGUACCUCAUUUUAGCAUUCACCUUCCAAGUAGUAGUAAUAUUGUUAUUAGGUGGUCAUUUGCAUUUCAUGUUAAACUUUUUUUUUUUUUUUUAGCUUUUUUGUAGUUUUCUUCAAAACUGAUUUGGGUUGGAGAUAUAAACAAUUUACACACUGUGUACCGCUGCAUGUGAUCUUUGUCUUUCUUUUCUUAUUCUUGUCUUUACUUUUUUUUUUUUUUUUUUUUUUUUAGUGACUUAGACUUUUCAUUUCAAGCCGCCAGCUUUUCUGACGAUAAGAGACGGCCAAUUUGAGUCCCCCUCUAAAUUCAAGUCCUCCCAGUCUGACAAUCUUGACAAUCUGCAGUCAUAUUACACAGGCAGGACUGGAUUCAAGAUCCCCCUCCCCCUUCCUGUGGGUGGAACUACAAUAUUAUUCAGAUGUCAAUCUACAUUUUUUUUUUAGAUUGAAGAUGAUUUUAAACUGAACGCACUUAACUUUUUUCAUUCAUGAACAUGCCAGUUUUUUUCUGCUCUCUUUGACCUCAUUUAGCUUUUCCUAAUGCUGUACGUUCUGUCAGAAUUGUGACAUUCAUAGGCCUUUUUUUAGAAUGACAUCACAACUAAUUUAACUGACUUGUGACGCAGGAUUACCGAAUUAAGGCCACCAAGUAUUAUAAAUAUUUAUGCAAGAAGUCACACAUGCAAAAUGCCACUGGGAACUGUCAAUGUCAAUUGUGUCAUUUUAUUAAAACACUAUAUUCUUUUGA